This is a messenger RNA of Closterium sp. NIES-67, 5489 nucleotides long. NCBI's taxonomy places the organism in Eukaryota, Viridiplantae, Streptophyta, Zygnematophyceae, Desmidiales, Closteriaceae. The record is from the annotation of a GenBank genome assembly.
AAGACUGGACUCCAACGGCCCCUUGGAGCCACGCUCGGACUGGGGUUUCCGGCUGAGUGUUCUCCUGCCCGCCACUGCCAGCCGUCCCCCUGCAGUGUACUGUACACACCGACGACGAUCAGAAGCGCCGCAUCCUGCCCUCCCGUGACCCAUCCGCCGCGGCUUGCGCCAUCGCGAUUUUGCAACGCAACCCGCCGCCCAUUUUCGAAACCGUGCAGCGCUGUCAUGGCGUGGCAAACCACUGGUUGGGUUGCGUUGCGUUGCGACGGAGAAGCAGCGGCAGAGCAGCGGGUCCAGCUGAGCUGAGCUGACCCCUCCUUCCAAGGUUGAAGGCCAGCCGCGAAGUGCGGCUCUAGGGAACUCCCUCCCAAUCCCUAGGAAAGGAAAACCCCAGACCAGACUCCCAGCGGCGGGGCUGAAAGACAGAGUCAGAAUCCGCUGAGAAUUCCCUGGGAAUACCGUACCUACUAUCAGCUGCACGACAGCUCGUCGCGAGGACGAGGGGGAAGAGGCGGAGGAGGGAGAGGAGGAUGAUGAGUGCUGCUGCUGACGCUCCCUGCGUUGUGAAGUGUGAUCAUCGGGCGCUAGAGCAACCGCAGCAACGAUAGGAGUCGCUAGCCUGAUGCGUUGACGGUUUAGUCUGAGAGAGCAGCAGCCUCCAGUAGAGAGUGCAGCACAGCACAGCAGCACGCCAUUCGCCCGUUUUCCUGACGUUUUACCCUCCGUGCGCGGAAAUUCGAAUCUUGCUCAGCGCGCAGUUUCGUACAGACUCGUUCGCUGCAUCUGCCAGAUGCAGAUGUGGAGGCAAACGCCGAGGCCCCGUCACGCUGGGAAUAGUCCGAGCUUACUAGCGCUAAGCUUAGUUCGAAUCAUACGAGCCGCCGUCGUCAGAGGCGGAAUCGUGUACCCAUUCCUUAUCAUCGUUUCGUUAGCCGCGAGGCCUGUGGCUUGCCUAACCCAAACUGUCCUCUGCGCACCAGACAAGUAGUACUAGAAGUACGAAAAUUUCCACUACACGUAGUAGUGAUCGAGCGCCUACAAGACCCAUUCUGCCAUAAGCAUUGCCUGAAGGGUACUUCAAAGGCCAGUAUUCUAUUACUCUUCUCUUAAGAACGUCUGUUAAGGUCAAGUGAAAGUUAGCGGACGACUUUCUUCGGUACCAGUACGGGCGAUCUAAGACUUCCGAAAUUAUCAGCGUUACCAGUUCGAUUAUGCUGCCAUGGCUGCCGCACUAGCGACCGGCUUCACAAUUCGCGACGAAGACAGGAACGAGUUUGCAAAAAUGACCAACGGCGGCGCGUUGAACGGCGCGUUGAACGGCACCAAGGAAACCGUUUUCGAGCGUGACAGCCGCCUAGCCACGGUCCUCCGCCCCAUCCCCCUCCGCCGACUCCCCCUGUCUCUGUCUCGAUCCCACGGCCUGACCCCAGCCCCGGCACCCGCGCCUCUCGACCUCGCGCUGUCUCUCAGUAAUAUUCCCUCGCCGCCUGCCCUCCCGCCCAACCCGUCGCUCCCAUCCACCCUGCCGCCCGCGCUGUCCUCCUCCUCCGCCACGCCUAAGCUGCUGCUGCUGCGCAUCCCCUCCCCCCUUCCGCCCGCUUCCGCUUCCCCCUCAGCUGCAUCAGCGGAGGCGGCGGCGGCGGCGGAAAUGAACUCGCGCCUCUCCUUAUCCCUCGCGUUGUCCGCCGUCGACCGCCGGAGCACGAGAUCGGCGGAAGACACCAGAAGCGGAUCGGCGGCAGUGUCGCUUGGCCUAGGGAUUGGCGGCGGCGGGAAGAGGCGAGCCGCGGAGGAGUUGACUCGGGAACGACCGGCGGCGCUGACAACCUGCCAGCCUUCUUUUCUUCUACGUCUGGACUGCAGCAGCAGCGGCGGCGGCGGCGGCGGUGGCGGCGGCUCCUGCCUGUUUCGUCAUUCUGAAAGCUCGUCGUGCUUCCGUUGCCGUAGCAAUACCGGAGAUGACGCGGCGUGUGCGGCCGGCGAGGCUGACGAGCUUCCCGGUUUAACGAGGAUGUCUAUAUCGGGGAAUGAUGACGUCACCGUGACGGAGCGGAGCGGAGACAGUCUGCCGCCGCCGCGGCGGACGGCGAGUCCGUUGGUGGGUAUCAGAGGGAGCGGCGCGUGGAUGAAGUGGAGCGUGACUCAGCAUGACGUGCUUCCGCGCGAUGCUCACGUGGCGGCGGGUGGCGAUUGUGCGACGCUGAGGACAGCUGAGACGGGCUGUGCGACGCCGAUGCGAACGCUGCGAUUGAUAAGCGAUUCGGGCGAAGGAGAAACGGCUCUGGAAGGAGAGGGUUAUGCGCCGCGAUGCGAUCAUGAUGUCGCCAGCCGGCAACAAGCGACACUGGCGCUAUUGGGUGCUGGAGGCGAUCUGCGAUGCGAUUGGUCCAAGCGUAGACGGACGGACGGAAUGACGUGUCACGACGAGCGGCUUAACGAGUCUCUUUUAGCGGAGCCUCUAAUAAAGGAGCCUCUUGGAAGACAUUUCAAAUCGGAUUCCGUGGUCAGCGAGAGCGGCUCGAGCCGAUCGCCGGACUCGCCGCGAUUGGCCGACUUCCUGCCGAGAAAUCCGGUACCGUCCGAGGCGCCUCAAUCCAUGAUGCCACGUGAGCUCGCCUUAUUCGCGGACCGGGCUGUCUCUGUUGCAAGUGAUGACGUGGCGGCUUCUCCCGCGCCUCGUACUCCUGCAUCUGCCGGCUGCAGUCCGACUGGCAAUGACGUGGCUGCAGCAGCAGACAUGUGCGAUGCCCAGGUGGCGGCCGACGUGUUAGCAAGGGAGAGCGACGUGACCGCAGCAGCUGCGACAGCUGCGACAGCUGCGACAGCUGCGACAGCUGCGACAGCUGCGACAGCUGCAGCAGCUGCUGCUAUUCUGGACCUGCCGCUGCGAGCCAUGACCCAUCGGAUGGCGGGGCGAGGCAACGGAGCAGAGGAGGGGAGAGCGAAAGAGGUUUCGCAGCGAACAGCAGCACCACUGGUAGUACCAGCGGCAGCAGCAGCAGCAGCCGCGGGAGCGGGAGCAGCAGCAGCAGCAGCAUCGGAGGAGAAUCAUGCCGUCGAUCCGCGCGGAACCAACUUGGUCGAUUCUCCUACGCGCUUGAAGCGGGCGGGCGCGGGCGCGGGGGGGAUCGGGAAGCUCGGGCGCCGCUUCCGCGGGAUCCGCCAGCGGCUGUGGGGGCGGUGGGCGGCGGAGGUGCGCGACCCCUUCGCGCGGCGGCGCCUGUGGCUGGGGAGCUUCGACACCGCGGAGGAAGCCGCGCGCGCGUACGACAUCGCGACGCGGCGGUUAAGAGGCCCCUGGGCUAAGACUAACUUCCCGCUGGACCCGGAGGACCCCGAGGAUAAGGCGCAGCUGGGGAAGAUGGCGCUGGCGGUGGCGGCGUGCGCCAAGGGGCGGUACCGCACGAAGCUGGCGGCGUGGCGGAAGCUGUGCGGCCCGGAGGAGAUUGGCGGAGUGGUGGUGGCGGAGGUCGGGGGAGAGGCGGAAGCGGAGGCGGAGGUUGGGGCGGACGGGGGAGCGGAAGAGGGGGGGGUGAUGGAGGAAGAGGAGGAGGAGGUUGGUGUGGUGGUGGUGACAGAGGGGGGCGAGGUGGAAGAGGAGGGGAGAGAGAAGGGAGAGGAGAAUGAGGAGGAGGAGGAAGUAGGGGAAGAGGAAGGGACCAGAAGGAGCAGUAGCAGCAGCACCACGUGCCAAGUGGCUGACGUGGCUCCCUUGGAAGCAACGCCAGAGGUUGAGGCUGCUGCCAGCUCAGUUCCUGCCAGCUCAGCUCCUGCCAACUCAACUCCUUCCAGCUCAGCUCCUUCCAGCUCAGCUCCUGCCAGCUCAGCUCCUGGCAGCCUAGGUCCGGAGUGUGAUGCUGCUACUAUGGACUGCGUUGCUGUAAGCUCUGCCUCGGUUCACGAGGUAUCUGCUCGAUCCGCUCCUGCUGAUGUACCUGCAGUCGUACCUGCAGAUGUACCUGCAGAUGUACCUGAAGACGUACCUUCACCGGUUGUGGCCUCUGCAACGCCAUCAGUGCCACUGCCCCCCCCGGCUCGAGCUGUUGCCUCAUCAACAACACUAGACCAGGUGUCGCCACCACCAGCACCAGUGGCAGCACCAGUGGCACCACCAGUGGCAGCGCUGGCAGUGGCAGCACCGGCAGUGGCAGCACCCGCAGCACUAGUGGCAGCAUCAGCACCAGCGAAUGUGGCACCAGCUGUUGCCUCUCCUCUCAAGUCUUCUCCGUGCCCCAAACCCACCCUUGCCCCUGCCCCUGCCCCUGCCCCUGCCCCUGCCCCUGCCCCUGCCCCUGCCUCUCUCCCUGCUCCAGCUGCAUCACCUGCUGCACCGUCUGGCUUCACCCCCCUUCAUCUCCCACCUCAACAGCAGAAGCAGCAGCAGCAACAGCAACGCCAACAACAGCUGCAGCAGCAGCAACAACAACAGCAGCACCACCACCAGCAGCAGCAGCAGCAGUUGCAGCACCGCCAGCAGCAUUAUGCAGUCUCCCACUCAAUGCCUCACCACCACCACCACACUUUUCCUCACCCCCCACCGCCACCAGCCUAUCAUGCGCCGACACCUGGCAUCACAUACCGACCAAUGGUGGUCAUGGUGCCAAUGGCUAUGUCAGCCCCCCCGCCUCCCCCUCCUCCAAUGGUUGUAGCCCCCCCUCCUCCAAUGGUUGUAGCGCAUUCUUUCCCUCCUUCCAGCAUGGGUGUAUCACCCAACCCUCCAGUGGCUGUAGCAGCGCCUCCUGCUGCACCUGUUAUUGGCACGCCCGUCCCUGCCCCCCCUCCCCCCGCUCCACUUCACAUGCCAGAAGCAGGGCCCACUCCCUACGGGCAGCAUCAGUACCAGCAUUACCGGCCUCACCAGCAUUAUCACCAUCAGGAGCAUCACCAUCAGCAGCAUCACCAACAUCAGCAUCACCAUCAGCAGCAUCACCAACAUCAGCAUCACCAUCAGCAGCAUCACCAACAUCAGCAUCACCAUCAGCAGCAUCACCAACAUCAGCAUCACCAGCAUCACCAGCACAUGCAGCAGCAGCAGCAGCAGCAAAAGCAGCAACUCUUAGUGUCCCCAGUCCCACUUGUUCCAACAGCAGCAGCUGUAGCACCAGCAGCAGCCUCACCUGCAUCUGCUGCUGGUCUUGGGCCUGCUACCACUGCUCUACAUCCAGUCUCCUCGAUACAGUCACAACUCAGCUCAUCUUCCUCUGUACAGUCCCAACUAUUUAGAGGCGUGCGCCAGCGCCCGUCUGGCAAGUGGGCGGCGGAGGCUCGGGACCCGACCACGAAGCGCCGGCUGUGGCUCGGCAGCUUUGACACAGCUGAGGAGGCGGCCCGGGCCUAUGAUGCUGCGGCUAGGAAGAUGCGAGGUGCUGGUGCCAGGUGCAACUUUCCUACAAAGACUUAGGAUGUGUUGCACAUGUCGCGAAGUCUGACCAUGUACAAUAGUGUGUAUGUAUAUACAUGCCUGAGGUACCGGUAUGAUACUUUGUUCU